CUAGACUUCAACUCGAUUCUCUCUCAGCACAACCUCGAGAAGACAUACUCCUACUCUCUCAUUCUCAAAUAAACACCGAGAAGAACAUUCAUCAUGGCUUCGACACUACCCACCAUCCGCAUUGGCUACGUUCCUGAACACUACCUCACCCCUCUUCACCUCGCCGUCCGCUCUUCCGCCGUCUCCUCGCUCCCAUUCAAGCUCUCCCUGACCCCGUUUCCCUCUGGGACGGGACAUAUGAUCACCUCACUUCGCGAAAAGGAAAUCGAUGUUGCAAUCGGGUUGACGGAAGGUUGGGUUGCCGGGCUUGCUGGCAAGCAACAGGCCCAGAAGGAUCCGGCUGCUGGCGGCUACAAGGUGGUAGGACACUGGGUUGACACUCCGUUGCGGUGGGCAAUUGUCACUGGCCGCGAGAGGAACAACAUCACUAGUGUGUCUGAUCUGAAGGGUCAGCGAGUGGGGAUCAGUCGACCGGGAAGCGGCUCCCACAUCAUGUCCUUUGUUCUCGCUCAGCAACAAGGCUGGGACUCUGAUUCAUUGACCCCUACCGUCCUUGGUCCUUUCCAGGUCCUGCGCAACGGCGUCACUGGAGACGAGCAGCCUUCUCAGACCCCAACGGCCGAGUUCUUCAUGUGGGAGCACUUCACCACGAAGCCUUUCUUCCACCCUACCCCCCAAAACCCCCAACCACCUCUUAAGAAAUUCGGCGAGAUCUUCACUCCAUGGCCAUCCUGGUUGCUCGUCGCAUCGACCUCGACUUUCCCGGACCCGGAAAGCGAUGAGAAGCUCCAGCAGCUCUUCCAGGCUCUUGACAAGGGCAUUCAGGAGUUUGAGGCCGAUCAGGCGCAGGUGGUUAAGCUACUUGGCACGGGUGAAUUGGGAUGCACGUAUGUCCAGGAGGAUGCAACGGAGUGGUUGAAGGAUGUAAAAUUUACCAACGCUACGCGUGGAAUUGAUUCGAAGGUCGUGGAGGAUGUUGUUGAUAUUCUCAAGGUUGCGGGUGUCAUUGACACGUUGAUGAGCAACGAUGAAGCUAUAAAUCGGGUGGUUGGUAUUAAGCGGUAAGCUGGGAAGGUCUACGACUAUGUUUUCACUGAAUAUUUGACGUUUAUGCGAAAUGAGACUACACAUGAAUUAUCAAUGCAUUAUGGGAACCUUACGCAUUGUACAUAUAUUUCUGGGCUACUAUGUUAUAUCCCUUUACCUGCUUUAGUGGGCAGCCGGCGGCGCACCAUAAGGAGCGUCCGUUUUCGGGGUGUCUCAAAAGGACCAAACGAGGCACUAACACGUAUUUUAAAGGCUAACAAUAACACCGAUCUCCCACCACGGCACGGCAUUGGCAGGAAAUGUGGUUGGGCU
Messenger RNA from Aspergillus ruber CBS 135680, 1359 nucleotides. RefSeq lists its product as uncharacterized. Lineage: Eukaryota; Fungi; Ascomycota; Eurotiomycetes; Eurotiales; Aspergillaceae. Bases 94 to 1065 code for a protein of 323 amino acids. The record is from RefSeq and is a predicted model, not a curated record. The transcript is spliced from 3 exons.